This is a messenger RNA of Aspergillus calidoustus, 978 nucleotides long. The record is from the annotation of a GenBank genome assembly. Lineage: Eukaryota; Fungi; Ascomycota; Eurotiomycetes; Eurotiales; Aspergillaceae.
AUGGCUCGUCUCUGCGUUCUUGGAAGUGCCCUGGGCCCUCUUUUCGACGCCAUCCGGCCCAAGAACCAAGCUGCCCUUCGUUCGCUCUCUCGCGCUUCUCAUCUGCUCAUGCCAGCUUUGAUCCCUCGAGCCCACGUCCGCCCCUUUACUGCAUCCCAGAAGGGUUCUCGCCUCCCUGUUCGUUUGAUCCCUCGCCCUUCUCGUCUGCUCAUGCCUGCCUCGAUCUCUUGUGCCCGCGUUCGCUCACUUGCCGAGUCCCAGAAGGGCUCUCGCCUUCCUGUUCAUUCCCCUCCCCCAGUCCCCGCUCGUCCAGCUCUUCGUCCUUCGUCUCGUUUCACGUCCCUCCUUGAGGAGAGAAAGGCGCCUCGACAGGCACGAUCUAGACCUUGGGUCGGCAAGCUCAAGUCUCUUUUGACAAUCCGAUCAAACCUGUCCUCAGCUAGCCCUGAUAAGCCCUCCAAGCCAGAGAUUCACGCUACACACACGAAGAAGACCGCACGAGUCGACAAAGUCCACGCUAAGCCCGCGAUCUCUGUCAAAGGCCCAAGCAAAGACAAGUCGGCGAAGAAGUGUGUUCGCUUUGGGAAGACCUCUGUGGUUUCCGUCACCCGCUGGAUCGAACGGCAGGACGAUGUGUUUGACGGUCCCCCGGUGGCCAUGGGCCAUCUAAAGGGCUGGUCAGUCACAUCUCUAUUGGAGCCCGAUGAAGACGGGGAGGAGGAAAAGUACAUCACAUACUGGGGCUCCGGCUCCUUUUUUAUGAUGACCUCCAACCACACUAAGGGGCCUCCAGACCGUUGUGGAUGCCCAUGGAGUGCGUUGGCCUGGUUCCAGGCUAGACACCCAACAUGGCGUCCUAAAACGGUCUUUGAGGCGUGGCGUCGUGAACGAGAGAGAAUCCUGGAGCAGAAGGAAAUAGUCUUCCCACUGUCAUUUUGCUGUACUGUCAUCUCAUGUCCUUCGUUAAUUCCUCCCUGA